Lates calcarifer (barramundi perch) is the source of this 5005-nucleotide messenger RNA. It is a transcript of the gene ogfrl1, whose product is annotated as opioid growth factor receptor-like 1. The record is from RefSeq and is a predicted model, not a curated record. Gene Ontology annotation, cellular component: membrane. The transcript is spliced from 7 exons. The coding region runs from base 152 to 1351 and encodes 399 amino acids. Gene Ontology annotation, molecular function: opioid growth factor receptor activity. NCBI's taxonomy places the organism in Eukaryota, Metazoa, Chordata, Actinopteri, Centropomidae.
UUCCCCUUUACUGCCAUUUAAAAGCUCUCCUCCGAGGGCAGUGUGAAACCAGCGCUCUGCGAAACAAAAAACGCGCCUGUGAGCAGAAUUAUGUAGAAUCUUGUGUCAAGAAGAGGAUAAUAUAGAAGAGCAGGUGUUGCAUGUUUUUUAAAUGGGAAAUCUGUUGGGCAGCUGGCGUUUCAAGGAGCCGAGCACCGUUGAGGAAUGCGACUCGACGUGGGGGUCGGAUUCUGAGAGCGACGAGCCGGCGGCUGAAGAUGACAGCGGCAUCUCCGACUCCGUCAGUCCGGCGGAAAACGACCGGGCCGCCGGAGACCCCGGAGACACGUCGCCGAAGCUGACUGACUCCCCAGAAUCUGUCCCAAAGAUGAAGAGGAGUUUCUAUGCUGCCAGGGACCUCUACAAAUACCGUCACAGCUACCCGAACUACAAAAGGCCCCGGCAACCCAACGAGUACCGUAACCUGCGCUUCUACCUGAACAAGAUCCCUCUAGUACCUGAUGGUGUCUAUAUAGAGGAGAUUCUGUCGAAGUGGAGAGGCGACUAUGACAAACUGGAGCACAAUCACACCUACAUUCAGUGGCUGUUCCCAUUAAGAGAACAAGGGCUCAACUUCUACGCACAUGAACUGACUCAGGAAGAGAUCAAAGAAUUCCAAAGCACUCGUGAAGCUAAACGGAGAUUCCUGGCGGCCUAUUCCCUGAUGUUGGACUUCUAUGGCAUCAAACUGCUGGAUAAGAGUGGAAAUGUUGCUCGAGCUCCCAACUGGCAGGAGCGUUUCCAGCACCUUAAUGAGUCCCAGCACAACUACCUGCGGAUCACUCGCAUACUGAAGUCCCUUGGUGAGCUGGGCUAUGAGGCCUUCAAGGCCCCACUGGUUCGCCUCUUCCUGGAGGAGUCGCUGUGCCACAACACCCUUCCAAACAUGCAGCACAGUGUCCUGGAGUACUUUGUCUAUACCAUUCGCCUCCCGGCCACCCGCAGGCGCCUGCUUCGCUACGCACGCCAACACUACAGGCCUGCCCAUGCCUUCCUCUGGGGUCCACCAUCUAAAAGGCGAGGCGGAGGUGUUGGCACCGGAGGUAGUGUGGGUGCUGGUAGCAGCGGGAUCAGAGCACCUGCUCCGACACCAGAGCACCAGAGGAGAGAGGAGGAGGGCACCACCUCCACCUCUACAAGAAGCGGAAUUAUUGUGUCUUCCCAUGAUGCCAUGAUGUGCCAGGACCUGGCUGGAGGAGGAAUGAAGGGCUACACGGGACCCGGGUCUAAUGUGGCUGGACUGGAGGGAGCAUUGAUGUUGGUGGGAGCUAGAGGAGGGAGGAACGAGUACAAUGAAGUUGUUCCUUUGUAGGGAAUAGGAAUAGUGUUUGAAUGUUAUCAGGUUUUUAAAGCAGAAAAAACUGCUGUUUUUAAAAUUAACCAACUGUGUUGUAAAGAAUGAAGAAGAACUUUAAUCUUUGCAGACCCCAUAGGACACUGAAAUCCAGAGUCAGGACAGUAAAACACAUAACUUAUAGCUUGUGUCAUUAGAAUCUAUUCAGGUCAAGGGCUUAUUAUAAACUAUGAUAGUGCAGAUUAUUCAGUUAAAUUCUGUGAUUAUGAUGUGGGACUGGGGUGUUUGGGGAGGUGGGAUAUCCUGAGCCAAACAAAACAAUCCCAAUCCUGAAACCAUCUAAACAAUGAGAGACCCAAAUGUGUGUGGCAAGACUUUUCCUCAUUAGGGCUAUAGGCAUGAAAUCAGUCAGAGAGAAGACUGCCUUAUUUAAUGUUGAGUUUUGGAACAGAGGCAGGUAUGAAAUGUGGUUACUGAUGCAAGAGCAUUUUAGAACCAAAGGUUCCUGCUGAUUGACAUGUUGGUCAUACGAUGGUUUUGGGAAACAGUCCUGCCCGCUCAUCAAACACUGUAGCUGGAGUUCCACUGAGCAGCAAGCUGGACUGAGCUCACUUUGUUGUACAGGUGCUGUAAAGUGAAAAUUAUAAUGUGAAGUGGGGGACAAGGGAGGAAACAUUUUCUUUAUCUUUUUUUUUAUUUCCUUCUGAAAUUCUGUGAGGUGACAUUAGGGGCAAACACGAGAGGAGGACUGGCUGAAAAGGGCAGGGGUGGGUUAGGUUAGGUCACAGCAAGACCUGGAAACCACAUAUUUCAGAUUGACUUGAAAUGCUAUUAAUAAUAAUAGCAGGCACAGCUCUGUAUUUAUCUGCUAUAUUUUACUGCCUACAAGUUGAAGGUAGCUGUACAGAAAUAUAGAGCAAAAAAAAAAAAAAAAAAGACUUGUUGGUAACUUGAUAUCUGUGAGAAACAAUUAAAAAGAGAGAGGCUUUUUUAGUGACAUCAAAACUCUCCUGUGAACUAUGACUGGCACCAUGGAGGUCUACAUAAUGGGUAAAUAUACAUUCACUUAGAAGUUUAUAAGAUACACCUAGCUAAUAAUAAUAAAGUCUGAUACAUUUUGAAAGGACGCCAUGGUUACAUCACUGCAGUUGUGCGUCCACAGCAGAAACAAGUGGAGUGAAACUAGCACGAUCCCCCCGUUUCUAAAUAAUAACAUCACUCAGUAUUUAUAAGUAUUUAAUUAAUGAAUGGAAUAUGUGGUAAUAUUAUAUCUGUGAUGUGACAUCUACUUAACACUAUGACUGGACACAAACUUAGCUAAGUAUUGGGGCCACAUUGUAAGUCAUCCUCAGUCAUUACAAGAUGCACUUGUUUGAGCUAGGUGCACCUUAUAAACUGACAAAUGAGUGUAGUAUCCAACAAUAGGUCAAUGAAAAAGAAGAUGCCUGCUCUUGUUUCAAAGGAAAGGGGGCAGUGUAAUUUCUUCUUCAAAAUGUAGGUUACUGGGACACAGCAAACUCUCUUUUUAACCCUAGUCUCUGCUACAAAAUUAUAAUAUUAAACUUUCAGGUAGAUAACUAGCUAACAAGCGAAUCUAGUUUCAGAGUAAAAAUUCUGCAUCUGCUAGUGGAGGUUUCUGAAAGAUACAUGCUAGUCUGAUUAAGCUAUGUUACCUAGCUAGUUUUAGCAGCAAUCACUGUUGCUUGCUUAGGCUGCCUCAUUUUCUAAAAAAAAAAAAGUGAAGUUUUUGAUCUAUCAUGUAAUAAUUUGAAGUCAUUCUAUGUAGCCUGAUUAUAAAAUGUGUUGAAGAAUUGAUAUUCCUUGAAUUCCCUGUGACUCUCCUGUGCCUCAUAACAAGCAAACAUCAGUUUUUGAAAGGUAGAAAAGUCUCACUAACUUUUUUUCACAUAUGGUGUUGAAUCCAAAAUGCUUUUGCUUUUUCCCAGAUGGGUUUGUGUCAUGAUGAUUACCCACUCAGCAUGGCUCUCUAUUAUCAUAUUAGCAACACAAACAACAAGUUAAGUUUAGGUGCAGUGCAUGCAAUAGAUUAGAGUGCAUUUUAUGAACACUUUUCACUCAAGUACAAGUUCAAAUAUUUUAUUUUUUCCUAAAUUCAAAUGGUAUUUGAAUUUUCAAAUUAAAAAGUGAUAGCCCUAUUUUGGUUUUAUGGCGAACAUACUGACAUUUUUGACAAAAUCAUCCAUGAUAAGCCAGAACACCUCCAACAUGGCUGCCACAGGAUGUAUUGUGUCACCUAAAUGGCUUCUGCUUAACUGAACAAGGUGAUUGGAUGUGGACUGUGAAUGAAGUUAAUGUAUCAGACACGUGAUGUGUGUUGCACUUUUUUGACAAUCUAUGUCUUCCGAGUUGAAAGCGCUGUCGGUUUCUUCAAAUUAUUGACAUACAUAAUCUAUAAGUGGCCAGGAACUUGCUUUGUCAUGAACAUGGUCGAUUGUUCUCAUGUUCUCUAACCUUGCAAUAAUUUGGCUAAAUGACAUGUAAAAUUGAGCACUUGUAUUUCAUGGUAUACAUAGUUAGUUUUCAACCAGGGUACAUAUACAGUAGUAGGUGGUGAUGCUGUUGAUUUUUUCCUCUGACUACAAUAGAUAAAAGCCUCUAGUGGUACAUUUGUGCAAGUGCAGCUGCUAAUAUUCGUUAGAUAUUCAAUAUCUUCAGAUUUGAACAUUUACAUUGCGAACGAUACCCUACAAUUUCUCCUACAUCUGUACUCUAAUGAAGAUGCAGGAGCCAUUGUAGAUGGUGCUUAUUGAAGCCAGAGUUUUUUCUUUUUUUCUUUUUUUUAAGUCAACAAACUGUUCCCUCACUCUCAUCAUAUCAGAAAUUGACAGCAUCACCUUGCUUGUGUUUAGUUAAUAGAGGGCCACAAUUCUCCUGAAGCUAAAGCAGUUUUGUUGAAUUCUAGGUGUAAUUUCAAACACAGACAACUGGAUUCCCUGGUUGCAAUAGAUAGAUGUCUGUGAAAUUAAAAGCCAUUUGAGGUGCAAGACAGCAAUGAUGCAUAUAAUCAGGAUUUUAACGCUUCCUCCUGACUUUUUCAGCUGUUCUUCCUGUAGUAUAAGGCCUUGUUUUUCAUUAUUUGACAAGGUCUCUACAUCGCUCCCCAGCCAAGUGUAUCUGACAUAAUUGUAAAAAUAACUUUUCAGGUGAAUUGUGUGAUAAUAUGGGCUCAAGUAUCUGAAUUUUUAGUAUAUUGUAUGUGUACAUAUAUGUGUGUGAGUGCGUGUGCGAUUGUAUCUGAUAUUCUUAAGUGCCUCUUUUGUAUUUUUUAUGUUCAUCUGUAUGUUAUAAGGAGUGUCUUUCCCAGCUGAUUUCCUGUACAUCCUGUUUUUUGUACAGCAUUUUGAUAUUUACAUUAUUGUUUUCAUUAUAGUCAUAUACAGUAUAGUAUGAGUAGUAUUGAUGUACAGUAACAGCAGGAAUAAAUCCCACAAAAAUUGGUAUAGAGGUGAGGUUAAUAAUAUAUCAUACUUGAAAUUGUUUGUAUCAGGUUAAGUGAUUGAAAUGGAAUUGUUCCAUAGAUGACUAUUCACCAUGCUAGCUGAACACACCUGUGUUUUUCAGCAUAGAUGGACCACAAUACCUGGAUGUUUGCCCUGAAAUGUGAAAUUUGCCACACUUAACUCAAAUAAAACUGGGGAUGUGGAUUAAGAA